UACCCUCAGAAUUACGGUAUCUUUCGGCCUGACCGCACGGUCAUAACGUUGCUAGAAUUAAAAAAAGGGAUAACGGAUAAAGGAAACGAAAUCUAUAGGCUCUUAUCUCGUAUUGACCCCCGAAAAGGUGUUAGAAAGGGGAUAUUGGUUCGUGGAUUUUUGUAUUUUGUUAUAUAUAUUUUUUUGAGAAGACGAAAAAGGUGUUUCCGGGGGGUAUUUUUAAAAAUUUUUUUUAAACGAAAAGCAAAAUGCAGAACGGGAAACAGCAAAAUAACGAGACGAAACUAGAUGUACAAGAUGUGGAACUAAGCUUUAAGAAGAAAGGACCCAGAACAAACCUAGAGAAGUUUUUAAUCUUCUUCAGUGUGGCCACUCUAGCAGUCUGUGUUGUUUUCAUUGUCCUCUAUAUCAACAGCACCAAAGAGGAAAAACUGAACACAGCUAGUGAAACCGGCGCCAGCUCUUCAAGCAACAUCUGUCUUACCCCAGAAUGUUCAAUAGCUGCGUCGCGACUCUUGAGUUCUUUAAACACGGAAGUCGCUCCCUGUGAGAAUUUCUACGAGUUUGCCUGCGGAACAUGGGCAAAAAAGAAUGUCAUUCCCGAGGACGUCUCCAGCUAUACAAUGUUCAGUGUCGUUCGGGAAGACGUGGAAGUUAUCAUGAAAACUGUCCUGGAAUAUCCGGCCCAGCAAGACGACCCUUUAUCCGUGGUACACGCCAAAAACCUCUACAAGUCCUGUAUCAAUCAAACAUACAUUGACAGUCGCGGCAUCGAGCCAACGUUUGGACUUUUGAAGGAACUCGGCGGGUGGCCAGUUCUGGGUAACAACAAGGGCGGUAACUGGAGCGAGUCACAGUACGACCUGACAACACUCCUGUUGGAUCUACUCCGAUAUAACAACAAGCCGCUCAUAAACCUCUACGUCUACACGGACUCCAAAAACUCCACCAUCAGAAUUAUAUACUUAGAUCAACCCGACUUUGGAAUGCCCGGUAGGAAAUACUAUCUGAAUGGUUUGGAUGAUCCUAUGGUGCAAGCUUACAAGAAGCUGGCCCAAGCUGUGGCUGAGGAAUUUCACGCAGACCCAAGUACAGCGGCCGCGGAUAUGGAAGACGUCGUUAAAUUGGAAACCGACAUUGCAAAUAUCACUAUGAAGGAUGAGGACAGGAGAGACAACUUCUUGUUGUACAACCCGAUAGAGAUGAGUAAGCUCAGGGACAACUAUACCGUACCAUCUAAUGCAAUGUUUAAUUGGGAACAAUUUAUUACACGUGUAAUGAGCAUUGAUGGAGUCGAUGUCUCCUUACCCCCCAAUGAAACCAUCAUCGUUAGAGCCAUUCCAUAUUUUUCAAAAAUGUUUGAAGUCCUCGGAAAAUAUCCUAAAAAAACUGUCGCAAAUUAUCUUAUCUGGCGUAUAAUGAAAAACAGAAUAAGUAAUCUGGGUCAGAAGUUUCAGGAACUUACCACUGAGUAUAACAAGGCUAUAUAUGGCACCUCAACUCCUCGGGCAAGAUGGCGGACGUGUGCGUCAUACGUCAACACUUACUACGGUCUCUCUCUGGGUCGGCUGUUUGUAAAGGAAGCUUUUGAUGAGGAUGCUAAAAAAGAGACGUUAGAUAUGAUCCAUAAUCUAAGAGACGCUUUUGGAGAGCUUGUGAAUGAAAACACUUGGAUGGACGAUACCACAAGAGCUCUUGCAAAAGAAAAGGCAAAAUAUAUUCAAGAGAAGAUUGGAUAUCAAGAUUUUAUCCUAAAUACCACAGCGUUGGAUGAGUACUACGAAAAUUACACAGCUGCAGCAGACACAUAUUUUGAAAACGUAUUGUCUAAUCUUAAACGGUCGUCGAUCGAUUCCUUGCGAUAUCUACGAUACGAAGUGGAUAAGAAUGACUGGGGUACGGCACCUGCCACAGUAAAUGCGUAUUACAACAGUGUUCUAAACAGAAUAAUGUUUCCUGCUGGAAUUUUACAGCCGCCAUUUUUCUCCCGUACACAGACAAAAUCUAUGAACUACGGAGGCAUUGGCGUGGUCAUAGGACAUGAAAUCACGCACGGAUUUGAUGACCGAGGAAGACAGUAUGACAAAGAUGGUAACCUGAAGCAAUGGUGGACGGACGACGUGAUACAGAAGUUUAAGACCCAGGCGCAGUGUCUGGUUGACCAGUACGGGGAUUUCUCUGUACCGGAAGCUGAUGGUAUGAAGAUGAAUGGUAUAAAUACUCUGGGAGAGAACAUUGCCGACAAUGGGGGACUAAAGGAGAGUUUCAGGGCGUACAGAAGAUGGGUGGAGACACGUGGGAGUGAAGAGGAACAGCUACCUGGCGUCAAAUACACACACAAUCAAAUAUUUUUCAUUAAUUUUGCUCAGGUUUGGUGCGGAAAUAUGAGGAAGGAGGCUGCCAUAAACCGGAUUCUGACAGGUGUUCACAGUCCGGGAAGAUUCAGGGUUAUUGGUACAUUGCAAAAUUCGGCUGAUUUCUCCAGAGCUUUUAACUGCAAUGCUAGCAGCUUUAUGAACCCACAAAAGAAGUGCUCUGUUUGGUAAACGAUGCUAGGUUCGACAGGAAAAGAAUCCUACAUAUGUAGAGAAACAACAUUGAGAAGAUACACAUUCUUUUAUUACUGCAUGCCAUGCAAUUAUUUGUGUUUAGAAGAAAAUAUGAAUUUUGAUUCAAACUCGAGGAUUUCAAGAUUUUUACUAAGUGUACAUGUAUAAAUUAUUUUACUAAUUUGAUAUAUUUUCCCCUCAUUUAAUACAUGCAAGCUAUGACUAGGAUUUUAAUUUUACAUGUGUUUUUUUAAAAAAAAUUUAUCAACUCUUUCAUUUUAAAAAAAAAUUUUUCAAUACAUUCAGAAACAAAUUCAGAUUUGUGGAAAAUAGCUGAAGAUAUUAAGGCAAACUUUUGCAAUUGUGUUACUAAAUGCAUAAAUAUGAUAUAUAAAUCGCAUAUUUAACUAGAAUAAAAAGAUCGAAUAAGUUAAAGAAGCGGGUUAAAUGGAUGUACGUGAAUAUAUAUGCAUACAUUGUAUACCAAAGUGUGUUUAAAAUAUUUCAUUCACGCGUUGAUUAUCAAAACUGUGUCAACGCCAAUGGUGAUGUCAGAUCAUUGCGAUUUGUUUAUAUAAUUAAGCUAAUGGUCGAAUUCUAAUAAAAAUAUUUAUUAAGGGG
Molecule: messenger RNA, 3170 nt
Organism: Magallana angulata
Lineage: Eukaryota; Metazoa; Mollusca; Bivalvia; Ostreida; Ostreidae
Product: neprilysin-like
Exons: 22
Coding region: 249-2546 (765 amino acids)
Biological process (GO): protein processing
Cellular component (GO): plasma membrane
Molecular function (GO): metalloendopeptidase activity
Source: RefSeq, a predicted model, not a curated record